AUGCCGACUUCAUCGGACGACGUGAUGAACUUGGAGAACGGUCGAAAUUCAAGACACGUGAAUAUUGAACUGGUGGUGCAGGAUUCGGGUGGUAGGCCAUCUGCGUAUCCAGAGAAGAGCUUGUUCUUCCGUGAUGGAGAAAGAAAAAUUGAUUUUGUUUUGGUUUACGAAAGCAGCGGCGAUGAAAAAGAUGAUGAGAAAGCCGGCAUACGCGAGAUUUAUCAGGAUAACUUGAUUAAAAAACAUGGUCUAGAAGUGGAAGAAGAAAUAUCAAGUCAGGUACUGUGGUUUUAUUUUCAGAUCAGUGGCAGCUAACGAUUGUACACGUAAAUAAGGUUAGCAAUUUUGACAUGGAAGGGUUUUGUACUGUACUGUAUUGUACUGCACUAGUAGAUGGUACAUAAUUCGUCAAUGUGGUUAUCCCCAGCAUUUCAUAGAUAAUGCUUGAAAACACCACAAAGUAUACAGCAGAAGAUUGAAUAUCAGUCCUCUGUUUGUUUACCAUACAUUGGUCCGGCUUCACAUAAAAUCGAGAGGAUUUUGAAGAAUGAAGCUGGUAUAAAGGUAUACCAUUCCAGCUAAAACAAAUUGUUUCGAGCUAUUUGCACACAUAAGGACAGCGUGAAUGAAUCUCCUUGUGAAUUGUGGUCCUUGUGAAUGUGGUCUGGUUUACAUUGGUGAAACUGGUCGAAAUCUCUCAGUACGUCUUAAGGAACAUAAGAGGAAUUGCGAGAAAGCUGAGCAAGACAAAAAUGACGACAUAGCACGCAUGUUGUCAUUUUUGAGGGAAGUGUGAACGCAUGAGCAGGCGUCUUGUUACAAUUACAAUGACAUGCAAUAUAACAGUGAGUAAUUCCGCCUAUACGUGAAAUACUCUUGUGAAACGAGUAUUCUUAUAAAAAUAAAACUAUGUCUAUGAUCUGUUCUUUUUUAAUAAAAAUCUAUAUUGUUCUGGUAAAUGUUGCGCAUUGUUGUCAGAACUGAAUGUGGUUGCCGGCCAGGAAUCCAGUGUUGCUCGGUGUUGAUAGGUUGCCUUGUCUAGGAUUCUGAUUUACGAUCAGAGAACGUUUCAGAAGCUUUAUUAUGAAACCUGGUGCGCAUUUAGCAUUUUUAAAAAGAAUUACGUUAAUAAAAUGACGUAAUUUGUCAUUUUGUGGUCUACCAACUGCUAGAGUAGGGUCGGUGGGCACCACAGGUGGUCCCACAGACUAAUAAACUACGCACAUAUUCAUAAUUAUUAUAAAGUAGGAAUAAAUCUUAACUAAGCUACGACAUUGUUAUGUACUGGUUUAAUUAAGCAAUGGCACAGAGGUGAAAAUAUGCCAUUCUGACUAACAUUUUUUAUCGGACUCGUACUUGCUCCACUUGGCAUAAAACACAUGUCAUUCAAUAGCUAAAAGCCUGAUCUUUCCGAAUAUGAAAAAAAUUUGUUCAUACGCCGAGUAAUGCACGUACAAUAGCGCGCUAAAGUCCUAUUACCUUUUUUUAUUCACCCUGUAAAUAAAAAUGAUAUUAACGGUUCCUAUUGAAUAGAUGGUAUAAGUCGGCCUGAUCAAAUUUAAAUAUCAGUAAUAUAUAGAUCAGCGCGUGCACUGCAAGCCCGAUAAAGAUGCACGCCCGCAACUAAGGACGAGUACGCAAAGGAAAAGGGGAAGACGAAAAAUUACAACUCCUCCCCUUCUUAUUUUCCCGCGCGCCCCGUUAAUUAUUUUUUGGCCAUUAAUUAUUCUAAUUCGUUUUCCUUUCGGGUUUUUUCGUUUCCCUCAUUAAGUAUUUUCGUUUUCCCUAAUUUGAUAGCAAGCGCCUGGGGACGAGGCAGGGUAUAAGUAAGGUUUAUGCAAAGGUGGAGCAACUUGACAAGAGGAAAAGUGGGCGUAUUUCGUUUCUUGAUGUGUUGUCGCCGCUCCCUCCUUUCUCCCGAGCAGGGCGAAGGGAGAGAGUGCGUAGAAACGGCAAUACAUCUCUUGGGACCAUCCGUCAUGCAGGCAUUGCAGGGGUUACAUCCGUGCAGGGGGGACCAUCCGUGAUGCAGGUAUUGCAGGGGUUACAUCCGUGCAGGGGGGACCAUCCGUGAUGCAGGCAUUGCAGGGGUUACAGCCAAUUGCAGUUGAACUUGCAUUUUAAACGCGUUGUUACAUCGUUGAAAAGUAUGUGUUCAAUCCUUGGAAACACGUCGUUGCUGGGGGCGUAACGUGAACUUUUCGCGGGCGUUGUUGAACUUCUGAACGGCGUACAAACAAACAUAUAACGAGUUCAAUGUUGUUUUCAAUCAGAUAAGUAGAGAAAUGCGAAAGACAGUAUUAUGGGAAAGCGAGACAAUUAUGAGAAAAAUAUUAUCUGGACUGUUAACAUGAGUUGUCUUCUGAUAAUAGCUCAGGACAAACAUUGACAGCUGAUGCUCUUUCCUUAGGGAAGGGCACUGGCCAACGUUACAAUAUGCUUUUGGAUUAAUAUAAUUAGGGUUUUAUGAAUUGUAGUGUUUACUAGAGGCAUCAUUGUAUUGUUGGUUAAUUCGAAAAUAAUAAUAAUAAGAAGAAGAAUAACCGCUAUCCAGUACAAAUAAAGUUAGUUUAGACUUCCUCCUGAUAGGAACACUAGAGAGUUUAAGUUCGACUUCCAAUACCGAUACCGAUGUUUUCACUUCCGUUCUCAUUUUGGUACCGGGAAUUUUAAAGCGUUAAGUUAUCCCGACAGAUGAAGUAUAUAGAACACAUCAAAGUAGUAAUAUAGAGGCCGUUCGGGCCGGAUUUUUGAGGAGGAGUGAGGCGGAGUGAGGCGGAGUGAGGAGGAGUGAGGAAGAGUAAUGACGUCACUCGUCAUUAACAUACGUCAUAAUUAUAUGCAACGACGUCACGCGGGCGAGCUUAAACACGAUCGGUUGAAACUUGCUGACUACGCAUUUUUUAGCGUCCUUCCACGUGUGCGACACAAUAGUUAGGGCUAUAUACAAGAGAAUAUGUUGUUGUCUGGAGUUUUAUAAGUACAGCUCUAGCAUUUUGCUGUUAUUGUCAAGUGAUUCCUUUAAUUUAGCUCCUAGAGGAGUAAAAAAUCUGAUACUAUAUGAAAUAGCAUUAGUGUUAUAUAUCCAAAACUUAUAUAUUCGGGGUAUACAGCUAUAUGUUUUGUUGUUAAGUAAUAUUUAUAUAUUAUGAAGCGUCAAAACGCUGAGAAAUAGCAUGUGGUAAGAGUUAUUAUGUAUCUACAAUUAAACUAAUAUUUAAAUCCCGGUCUGCCAUAUGAGGUCUAUAUACGAGAGAAUAUGUUGCUGUCUAGAGUUAUAUAAACACAUGAUAUAUAAUUGUCAAGCGAUUUCUAUAUUUUAGUGCUAGGUUUUUAAAGUACUAAAGUAAUAAAUUUAAUAAUAACAAGAUAAGACAACUAAAGAGGGAUCCAGUACACAAAAAGGUUAUGGAAACCGGGGAUGUCCUUGUUAACGAUGAUAACUUCGACCACAUGCAGGGAAGCGCUAGAGGUCACUAUUUACAAGAGAACAUUUCUUUUGAAAAGCCUUUUCAGAAACACACGGUAUCGUAGUGAUAUUGACUCUUAAUGGCUGUUUGUGCUUGGUCCCGCGCGACCCUCCCGCGUGACCCGCCAGCCUGAUUAGUGUACAAAUAUUUUGUACGUUAAUAUAUACAUGCACCCGCAAAGCCACGCGCCUGAUUUUAAGGCAUACACCUACGUUAUAAAUAAUCCCUAUCUAUCCAUUGGGAUACACUCAGUUAUGUAAAUUCGUACUGCCUUAAUCCCCUUAAUUACCUACACGCCUCCUAAUGACUAGCAACCCAUAACAACGCAACAUUUGUAAAGUUUAAAACAUGCUUAUUGAUACAAAUAACAGACGAUAGUGUCAAAAAUAUUACAACUAAAACUAUUUGUUAAACUGUUCUAUAAGUUUUUUUCUCCAUGAGUUCUUGAUAAGCUUUAUUAUGAUCUGCCUCAAAACAUCUAAAUCGUUCACCCGUCACCUUCACAGAAUACAUGUAACUCGCUUUGCUUAUCAAUAUCAAUUUCAUUCCGUUUCAACUCAUCAAAAAUUAUAUCUAUAUAAUAUUAUAUAUAUUAUAUCCAUGAUACCCUCACCACAACAAUUGAACAGCGAAUGAGACACACAGUAUUUAUUUCAGUAAAUAUAUGCAAAUUUACAUUACUAGCUAGCAACGUAUUAUUAUUACAAGAGGUCUAUUUUAUCAAGUUCACUUGUUAAACCAAAUCUACGAAAUUCAUCAUAGGCCUCCUUAGUGUUAGAUUUAGAACUGUUAAAUGUCUCUCCUGUUUCUUCAAUCAUGUACUGGUAUUGUAGUGGAUUACUGAAGAGCACGAUGCCAGUGUUGGUCACCCGAGGGCCUUGUUGCUUCCAUUCGACUCAGACAUUUUUUUUCUUUUCUUCCCAUUCUCGACUUCGCUCGCAGCCAAUCUGUAAUAGUUGUCCAAGCUAACACCUGUUUUCUUCUCGAAUUUUUCCUUCCUUUUUGUCAUAUCUGCAAAUAUCUCACCCACAAGCAUCUGCUUACAGUUCGACAAAUAUGUAAAGGUAGGGCCUUGCACUCGUUUAGGAACACCAACACUCAGAAUCAAUUGUGAUUGCAUUUGACGCAACAAUAUAUCAUACAGGGCAUCGUCCCCACGAAUAAAUUUCGGUACCAAACCCUUUUCAAUCAAAAUGUUUUCCAAAUCUGUAAUUUGCCAUUUCGCCUUUUCAAUAGGUAAACCAACUCCACUCUCACACUCUGUACUCAAUUCAAACGAUUUACCACUCAUCCACGAAGAAACAACCUCUUCCCACUUUGCUUGCUCCAUCUCGACUGAAAAAGAGCGCGAAAAUUUGUUUCCCCUCAAAAAACUUUAUCUUCCAACAACCAAUAAACGUUAAUUCUACCAACAAGAUAAAUUUCAGCAGCUUGCCAAAAGACCUCCAGUAAGAGCGUUGUCAAAAUAUAGACGAUGCUUGUUACAAGACGCUUGUCGAUUUUAUACAGACACUCGUUAAAUCAAACAACCAAUCAUAGUAAGCCAACAUUAACCCCUCCAUUGUAUCAUACACGUGAAAGGACGCUAAAAAAUGCGUAGUCAGCAAGUUUCGCCCGAUCGUGUUUAAGCUCGCCCGCGUGACGUCAUUGCAUAUAAUUAUGACGUAUGUUAAUGACGAGUGACGUCAUCACUCCUCCUCACUCCUCCACCACACUCCAAUUAUGACGUAUGUUAAUGAGUGACGUCAUUACUCCUCCUCACUCCUCCUCAAAAAUCCGGCCCGAACGGCCUCUAUAUUAUUACUACUCAUCAACCGUCACGAAAAUGUACGGCAUACUAAACGGCAGCUGAGCUAAUAUUCCGACUAAAACAUGACUCAGGCGAUGCUAAUAAACAAAUAGUUUACAUGUUUAUCGUAAAAAUUAUGAAAUGUCCGAUUUAUAUGAGUUUAUCUUACAAUUCCCCCGACUUCCAAAACAAGGCCAACUUCGGUAGUGGUGACUUCCAAUACACUUGUCCUCGUGAAUCUUGCGAGUAGAGAGCAUGCGCAUGACAUAUUGUUAGUAUCGGUAUUGGUAUCGGAAGUCGAACUUAAACUCUCUACUAGAUCAAUAUAGAAUGACUCGUACUGAACAUCUAGUAAGAACAGUUCAGAACUGACAAAGUUUUCUUUAAGCCCUUCAACAGUUUUUUACAGCAAUCUUUGUUUCAUUAUUUAGAACGAAAAUUUCCAUUUUGUCAAAGUUCACGCACCUCUCGAAACCUUAGACAAGCUUGCCGAACAACUCAUGAUACGAAUGCCCGUCAAAGAAUCCCAUGAUUUGCCAGACCUGUCGCCAAAAAAGACGAUGUGGCCGAAAAUUUUCCGUAUAUUUUCAGACUGGUGGGAAACUGUAGAUCCGUUCGUGAACAGUGCUCCGUGCAUACAACCGAUGAAAAAACCUGUCACAGCCACCUUUAGUUGUAUUAAUAAGUCAUCCUUUCAGUCGAAAAACGGGGAAUUGUUUUUUGAUACCGCUGACCGCUGUCGUAUGGUGUAUCGCAUACUCCAGAUGACGUCAUUUGGGUCAAAAGAGGACAUAAAUGUGGAAGAGAAUCACUCUGUUGACUCUGGCAUUGAUAGUUUAUGUGAUGACGAAAUCUACACCGCUUGCUACCCAUUGCAUGACGGGCCGUCUGUUCAGAAAAGCGAUCACGUGGCAAACGAUCGACAGAAGCUUCGUACUGAUUGGUCAUCUUUCCGACGAAUAUUCAAAUAUCAGCCAAUCAACGCGGUGCGGAGAUAUUUUGGCGGGAGAAUUGGAUUCUACUACGCAUGGCUUGGAGUUUACAUCGCAAUGCUCGUCCCGGCAGCCUUUGUGGGUGUGCUAUGCUUCAUCUAUGGUCUAGCAAGUUUAAACACUUUCCAACCGACCAAAGAUAUAUGUGACAAAAAGAACGAGAAAUUAUUCUACAUGUGUCCAAAAUGUGACAAAUAUUGCAGUUUCUGGAGUCUCAGCACAAGUUGUGAUUACGCUAAAAUUGGCCAUCUUUUUGACAACGGAGCGACCGUGUUUUUCUCCGUGUUCAUGUCCAUAUGGGCGACGUUAUUUUUAGAAAUCUGGAAGCGUACCCAAGUCCGACUGAGCUACGAAUGGGAUGUUUAUAACUUAAUAAACGAAUACGAACCUUCACGCCCACAAUUCUUAUUGUCUACAAACGAUGUACCCGAACGUCAAAACCCAGUCACCGGCAAGUAUGAACGGUAUAUCCCAAGUUGGACGCGGUUUAAACGCACUCUGGGUGGCCUAGGGGUUAUAUUUUUUAUGGGUUCGGUUGUAAUCGCCUCGAUCGCGGGCAUCGUCGUAUACAGAGCGACCACAUUGGCCGCAUUGUAUCUGAAUUCCAACAACGACAUUCGUCGGAAUGCCAAGCUAGUCAUUUCAUUCACAGCUGCAAUCAUGAACCUGGUUUUCAUCAAGAUUUUGAGUUUCGUUUACGUCAAGAUUGCUGUCAUUCUCACCGACUGGGAAAAUCCGCGCACGAAAUCCGAGUACCAAAACGCGCUCACGUUUAAGAUGUACUUUUUCGAGUUCGUGAACACGUAUUCCUCGCUUUUCUACAUCGCGUUUUUCAAAAGCAGUUUGAUCAUUGGAAAACCCACCGAGUAUAGUCGACUGAGAGAGAGUCGAAUCGAAGGAUGCGACCCCUCUGGAUGUUUGAUUGAUUUAUGUAUACAACUUUCUGUUAUUAUGAUUGGGAAACAGUUUUUGGGCUUUGGAUCGGAGUUUAUUUUGCCGUGAGUAAACUAUCCUGCCUCGUACCCAGACGCUUUGGUUUGUUCAAAUUAAUCCACGCGGCCCACACAAAGGCCACGCAAGCCAUAGAACAACACAUAGCGUCUGGGUACAAGCCAGUAAACUAUUUAUACAUCGGGGAGCGGGGCGUGGCACUGAAGAGAAAUGUUUUUCUUGGUAAAAAUUUUGCUGGUCCAACCAAAUGUCAAAAACAUUUUACCCAACUUGAAAUAACAAUUGAAAAAUAAAUACACACCCCUGGCCAAAAACGUUGUAAAAGGAUACCGUCAGUUGUCACAAAUGGCCUUACCACUUCUGUGACAUGAGUUUAAAAAAAAUGCUUGUGCAAUUUUAUGCAGUCUAAAUUUUUAUGUUGUCUGCAAAUAUACUUUCUUUGGAGACGACUUGCUUCAAAAUAGUGACUCUGAUUGAUUUACAUAUUGUACUGAGAUGUAACUGUUGACAUUGUUUUUAGUCUUUAAUAUUUGAGUGAGCCAUGCUUUGGAAAUGACAAUUAAUUUUUAUUACCCAACCCUUGAGUUUUGUUUUUUAUUUACUCAACCUUUUACCCACUCAAAAUUUUGUUUAUCCAACCCUUUUCUCUCCCGCCAUAAAUAAAUAAUGACCGGUCCCUAAAGUUUUGCAGUUGUCUUUAAGUUCUAUCUGAAAGCCAGAGGCAUUAACUGUGUUUCUUCUUUCCCAGGUCUGCAGUUCGCGCAUGGAACAAAUGGCGUCACAGAAAAGAAAAAAAAGACGAAGAAAAUAAGACGACAUUGCCACAAUGGGAGUCUGACUAUUUACUUAAUCCUGAACCAGAUUUUAGAAUGUUUUACGAAUAUCUUGAAAUGGGUACGUUCAUGUAAUAACCACGCGUGAAAAUCUCCCAGAUUGUCGACAAGAUGUGUUCGCACUGCUUGUUCCCAGUUGCAGACAAGUCUGGAACAAGUUAUCAUCUUGUAGCAAGGUUGAUGAGGCCAACGUUAACAGACUCGCAACAAGUUGUUCCAACAAGUCUGAUAUCGUCUGCACGUAACAAGUUGAUGACACCAAGCUCGUAGCAACUUCUUACGAACAGCCUGUAUUAGUCGUGUUGGAACAAUUUAAGACUUUCCAGACUUGUCACAACAACUGGGAACAAGCAGUGCGAACACAUCCUAAUAUCGGCGUGACAGCAGCCUUGUUACAACUUGUUUACAAAUCUGUAACAAUUGCGCGUUUUUAACGUGUGCCUUUACCAUCCCAUUGCUCAUUCCAUUAAUAGGAGAACGUCUCAUUUCUUUUACAGUUAUUCAGUUUGGUUUUGUUACAAUGUUCGUUGCGUCGUUCCCAUUGGCUCCUCUGUUUGCUUUGUUAAACAACAUUUUCGAGCUCCGUGCCGAUGCCACGAACUUUGCAGUGAAUUUUCGACGCCCAGUGGCAGAAGAAGUGAAGAAUAUCGGAGUAUGGUUCGGGAUUCUUGAGAUUGUGACCAAAAUUUCUGUGCUUGUCAAUUCCUUUGUGAUCGCUUUCACAGCUGAUUUUGUACCAAGGUAAGAGCUGAUCUACCGCCUAAUAAUGUAAGAACUAAUACAAGACAACCAAUAUUUAAUUAAAUAUAUUAACUUUACUAAAUAUUUUGAUCAAAUUGAUUGUGUUGCAAUGGGAAGUACACUUGCCCCAGUUUUUGACAAUUUAUUUAUGGGAUUUCAGAGAUGGACCCAGCAUGAUCUGGUAGGAGGGGGAGGGGAUGCUCUGCCAGCUCUGGUGCCGAGUUUUGUCAGUCGUGCGUGCCGCCCGCCCAUCAACUUGCUUGACUGCUGCAAAGUCUUGCUUGACUACUGCAAGUCUUGCUUGACUGCUGCAAAGUCUUGCUUCACUACUGCAAAGUCUUGCUUCACUACUGCAAAGUCUUGCUUGACUGCGGCAAAGUCUUGCUUGACUACUGUAACGUCUUGCUUGACUACUGCAAAGUCUUGCUUGACUACUGUAAAGUCUUGCUUGACUACUGCAAAGUCUUGCUUGACUGCUGCAAAGUCUUGCUUCACUACUGCAAAGUCUUGCUUCACUACUGCAAAGUCUUGCUUGACUGCUGCAAAGUCUUGCUUGACUACUGCAAAGUCUUGCUUGACUACUGCAAAGUCUUGCUUGACUACUGCAAAGUCUUGCUUGACUACUGCAAAGUCUUGCUUGACUACUGCAAAGUCUUGCUUGACUACUGUAAAGUCUUGCUUGACUACUGUACUUGAAUUGUAAUUGUUGUUCAGAUUUCACUUAUCAUGUUAUUACUCAAAAAAAUACUGUAUCUCAUUUUGUCUUCAAUUUUUUUCCAUUGUCAUGAAAAAUAGCACUCCAUCUGGUUGUGACUAGGUGCACUUCCCCAGUGCAAGUAAAUCAAUCUUUGUAGGAUUUCAUGAACAUCAGUGGGUAAAAAGCUAUUAUGGUGGUAAUAAUUUUGUAAUUAACUAUAUGAUUUAUUGGGGUAUGAAUGUAAAUCAUUUCUAUCUUAAUCGCUUCAUUUUAUUUUUUAGAUUGGUGUAUAUGUAUGGCUACAGUCCUGACGGAACAUUGAAAGGAUAUGUCAAUAAUUCGCUGGCGUACAUAAAUGUCUCUGACUUAGAACAACAUAGUGUACCCAGUGAUACAUAUAAACAUCUUAAUUACACGUUGCCGUAUUGCAGGUAAUAGGGAGCUUUAGAUUUGACUACGAGUACGACUACGAGUACGAGAUUUGAUCGCGUGCGAGGAAGUUACCGGUAGUCGUUCUCGUUUCCAUUCAAAUGUUGCUUUUAUAACCGUAAAUCAACAGCGAGAGAAAAAGUUUCAUAAACUAAAUCUCCUGCUGACUAAAAUCCCCUACAAAACGUGCAAAUAAGUCAUAACAUUAAAAACAGGCCAGAUAUUUAGUACUAAUAUAUUAUUUGCGCCGGAUAAACGCUAUAUAAAUGCUACAAAUUAUUUUUGGAAAACAAAAAAAAUCCAACUUUCUUUGUUGUUUUUGAAAAGUCGUCGUGAGGACUACGAGGUUUCUCCACAAGUUCGUACUCAGAUGGGCGACGGCUGCGACUUUUUCUCGUCAGUACGGGAUGGCGUAAGCAUACAGCAUGCGUUUUAGCUUGACGAAUCUCGUACUCGUAGUCGUACUCGUAGUCAAAUCUAAAGUUCCCUAAUGCUGGUACACACGUGACAAACAAGUUGUUGCAAAUCUGCAAACAAGUUGUUGCAAAUCUAUGCAGCAUGUCUGCCUACAAGCCGUCAACAAGUUGUGUUCGCACUGCUUGUCCCAAGUUGUCAACAAGUUUGGAACAAGUUGUUAACAAUUUGUAACAAGCUUGUUGAUAUUAUCAGGCUUGUUGCAAGGUUGUUCCAGCAAGUCCAAUACAGUCAUGAUAUAGCAGUAUUGUUACAACCUUGUGUCGUCAACCUUGUAACAUUCUUGUUCAUCAUGACUGUAUCAGACUUGUUAGAACAACCUUGUGACAAGUCUGAUAAUGUCAUCAAGCUUGUUGCAAGUUGUUGACAGCUUGUUCCAAACUUGUUAUAAUAAGCAGUGCGAACACAACUUGUCGACAGCUUGUGAACAGAUUUGUAACUUGUUUGCAGACUUGUAACAACCUGUGCGUUUUUACGUGUGUAGCCUUCUGUGAACAAUUAAACGCAAAAUUUAUUUUGUUUCAGAUUCAAAGAAUACCUGAAGCCGUAUCCUCCCUACGACUACAGUGAACACUAUCUCCACGUCACCCUGGCUCGCGUACUUUUCGUCUUAUUUUUCCAGUAUGUCGUAUUUUUUGUCAAAGAUCUGCUCGCCUGGCUGGUCCCGGAUGUUCCAAAAUCACUGGAGGAGAAAAUAAAGCGUGAAAAUCACGUGGCUCGCUUGUGCUUACGCAAGAGCGAAUUACAGGCAACCCAAGAAACGCCUUGCAAAGCUACGUCCCCGCUUUGCCAAUCAUGUGAGGCCUUGGUCCAGCCUGAGAUCUCACAUUGUUGA
Molecule: messenger RNA, 11211 nt
Organism: Paramuricea clavata
Lineage: Eukaryota; Metazoa; Cnidaria; Anthozoa; Malacalcyonacea; Plexauridae
Source: the annotation of a GenBank genome assembly